AGUGGCGUCCUGGUCGCGCUGGACUCUGCUCCGCCAACUGCCCAAAAUCGAAAUUUUUGUGAAUGAAAUUCGCGAGCGAACUAAGCGAGUGAAUGAAUGUGUGAAUGAACACGGUGUCGCCAAAUAAUCGCGCAGUGAUUGCUUCAAAAAGUGCUGUACGAAUAAAUUACUCAUAUUAAUGAAUUCUCAAAUGAACUAGAGACUUUAAAAUUAAUUAAAGUACUUGCAAAAAUAUAUAAAUAGUAAAUCAAAAGUUCAAACAUUGGCAAAAUUAAUAAAUAAUAUAUCGAGAGUUGAAACAUUUUCGAAAGAAAACACUUAAAACCUAAUAAUCGACUGGAAUCUGGCAAAUCGAAUCAGCUGCAGCAAAUCAAACGAGUUAACGCAAUGCGGUCCUUCUUGUCGGCAGUCGGGAACGGCUAGUGCGGGUUGGAUAUCCUUGGUCCUGGCUGAGUGUGCGGCCAGAGCGUCCUGGCUUCGUUAAGUGAUUAAUCAUGCUCAUAUAUUUUCCAAGUGAAAUUCAAUUUGGACCGCAACGUCAGUGCAAGAACCACAACAGCCGUCCGGGCGACAGCAAAAUAUAAGGAACACAAAAAGGAAAAAUAAGGCACCGGAAUUUUCGAAGGACAUCGCCACGGGGCAACGGCAACAGGACGUGCAGCUGCGGCAUCGAUAGAGAGAGCGAGUAGAGGCAGGAGGCCCUGCAUCCGACGCUUGGCAGCCCGCCGGCGAGUCCUGCUGAAGGACAUGAAAAUGCGCUUCAUUAAUUUGGCUGGCAGCCGCGAACUGCAGCAGCAGGAGCAGCAACUGCCGGGGAAAUUGGAACAGGAACAGAAUCAGGCACAGGAACAGCAACUGAAACAGGGACUCGCGUCAGCUGCAGCGACACAGCACUGAGUUGCAAUGGUGGACGACAAUGGCUCGUCGCCGGAAGUGGAAGGAGCGGAAGGAGCCGGCGCGCCCCUCCUGGCGCUCCUCCGGGUGGAUGGGCUCAAUCAGACGCAGACCCGUUCUCCCUCGCCGUCGUUCUUCGGCAGCUACAACAUCUCCGAGGAUGUCUACUUCUACUUCAAUGGGCUGCCGACGAGCACGGAGCUCGUGCUGAACGCCACCACCUCCGCCACCAGCGCCACCUUGAGUCCUGCGAUGGUGGCAACAGGAGGUGGCGGCACCACCACGCCGGAACCCGAUCUCUCCGAGUUCCUGGAAGCGCUGCCCAACGACCGUGUAGGCCUGCUUGCCUUCCUCUUCCUGUUCUCCUUCGCCACGGUUUUCGGCAACUCACUGGUCAUCCUGGCCGUCAUCCGGGAGCGGUACUUGCACACGGCCACCAACUACUUCAUCACCAGCCUGGCCGUGGCCGACUGCUUGGUGGGCCUGGUGGUCAUGCCCUUCUCGGCGCUGUACGAGGUGCUGGAGAACACGUGGUUCUUUGGCACGGACUGGUGCGACAUCUGGCGGUCCCUGGACGUGCUCUUCAGCACCGCCUCCAUACUGAAUCUGUGCGUGAUCUCACUCGACCGCUACUGGGCCAUCACGGAUCCCUUCAGCUAUCCCAUGAGGAUGACGGUCAAGCGAGCGGCCGGACUGAUAGCCGCUGUAUGGAUCUGCUCCAGCGCCAUUAGCUUUCCGGCCAUUGUGUGGUGGCGAGCUGCGAGGGAUGGCGAGAUGCCCGCCUACAAGUGCACCUUCACUGAGCACCUAGGCUAUCUGGUCUUCUCGUCGACGAUAUCCUUCUACCUGCCGCUUCUAGUGAUGGUCUUCACCUACUGUCGCAUCUACAGGGCAGCCGUCAUCCAGACGAGAUCUCUUAAGAUUGGAACCAAGCAGGUGCUCAUGGCCUCCGGGGAACUGCAGCUCACAUUGCGCAUUCAUCGUGGUGGCACUACGCGGGAUCAGCAAAACCAGGUCUCCGGAGGAGGAGGUGGCGGAGGAGGAGGUGGCGGUGGCGGAGGAUCUCUGAGCCACUCGCACUCCCAUUCGCACCACCAUCAUCACAAUCACGGCGGUGGCACGACGACCUCCACGCCGGAGGAGCCGGAUGAUGAGCCGCUAUCCGCUCUGCAUAACAACGGACUGGCACGCCAUCGGCACAUGGGCAAGAACUUCUCGCUGUCCAGGAAACUGGCGAAGUUCGCCAAGGAGAAGAAAGCGGCCAAGACGCUGGGCAUCGUGAUGGGCGUGUUCAUCAUCUGUUGGCUGCCCUUCUUCGUGGUCAACCUGCUGUCUGGGUUCUGCAUCGAGUGCAUCGAGCACGAGGAGAUCGUCUCGGCAAUCGUCACCUGGCUCGGCUGGAUCAACUCCUGCAUGAAUCCUGUGAUUUACGCCUGCUGGAGCAGGGACUUUCGCAGGGCCUUUGUGCGUCUGCUGUGCAUGUGCUGUCCACGCAAGAUUCGCCGCAAGUACCAGCCCACGAUGCGUUCCAAAUCGCAGAGAUUCGCGACGCGGCGCUGCUACUCGACCUGCUCGCUGCACGGCAUUCAGCACGUGCGACACAACUCCUGCGAGCAGACCUACAUAUAGUUUAGCGUAGAUUUAGUUGACAAUGAUUAAGGCGCCGAGCCACGCCCCCUAGCGCCCUCCAUUUGUCCGUAAGUCAAUGGCAAGUGUCACGUGGCCGCUGCAAUGGUGGCCGCCUCCACCUCCUUCGGCUACCACUCGGUGAACCAGAUCGACCGGACGCUCAUGUGACGGCAGCUGAGCAGUUGCAGCACCUGCAGCGGGGGCAGCAACUGCGGCGGAUCACGGUCCGCCCAUCACCAGCACCACUCCUCGGGCACGGCCACGCCCUCGUCCUCGCAGCGAUCCUGCACUAGAUGCCAGAGCUUCCACCGCCACCACCACCGCUCCAGGCGCCGCAGCUCGGGGAUGCAGAUGCGCGGGGACUACAACUCCACCACGGCGGUGAACAGCGCUCUAGCCAAGACCAUAGUCACCAUCAGUGCUCCUCCGGUGGCGGCUGCCUCGGCCAGUUCGCUGCACCUGGGCGUCGGAGGACGUCCUUCCUCGGUGUCCACCCUGACGAUCGCUUCGGUGCCGCCCACCUUGAGUGGCAGUGGCAGUCCAGGAGGCUCUGUGAGCGGGGCCACUACUCCGCUGGCACCCAGUCUCAAGGCCCUGACCCCGGGACCCUCCAACUCGUCGGGUCACCACGUGUCCUUCAUGCCCAUGACGGGCAUGAAGCGGUUGCGCAGCUCGAACGCCUCGCUGGGAUCGCCCAAUGGAAUCAUCAGCACUGUGGCCGGAGCGGACACCACCUCGGCGCCCUCGCUGAUCGACGCCAGCGAGGAUCAGGUGCAGAUGCGGAACCAACACCGAAUCCUGGAGCAGUGCCAGAGUGUCCAGAGCCAAAUAACUACGCUGGGCGACGUGGAGGACGACGACGAGGAGGUCAGCGACAGUGAGAGCGAGAGCGUCGGACUCGCCCUGGUGGUGACCACGCCCCAACUGGAGAGCCAGCCCGUGGAGGCAUCGAGUUCCUCCAGCUCCUCGGUCAAGUAAACUCAGCAACAGAACCACGGAAACAAGCCCAGACAUUAGCUUUAAGAUUCAACCAUAUACAUAUGUGUGUUUAUCAGAAGCGGUGAUCGAUGGAAAGGCAAUACUUUGGACAGUUCUAAGCCAAUCAGAUUUUGAAUUCACUUUGUUGUCUAUUUAUUUUUUUACUAGCUCUUCAGGUUUCAAUAAGGAUAUGAACUGAAUUUUAUUAUCAUUUUGCCAGCAAAGAUUUGUGUAUGUAUGUAUGUUAUUUUUACCUUCAAGCGAAUCAAUAUAGCUCAAUCCGAAUUGCAAUUGGCUUAGAGGUGUCCAUUGAGUUUCGCCAGCCCAUUGGUCGACCCAUUCGAAGUGUGUACAUAGCAAUCUAGACUCGCCUAGCCACUCAUUAGCUUAUCGAUCGGUGAUAGAACACUAUGCAACAGGAAAUCCUCCCUAUAUCGACACCCAAAAACACGGGGUUGCAGUUGCAGUUGCAGGCGGUAGUUGCAUAGUGGGAUUAGUGUAACUGUUAGCUCUCAUAUCUUAGAUCUUCCAUUAUGUAGUUGUUCGUUCCGUUUCGUUCCGUUCCGUUCUGUAAAUGUCUCAAACGUCUAGCAAUUGAAUUCAAAAAGCUACGUCUUCAACCUGUCCAAGUACCUGACUCUCUGAAAUCCAAGAAGAUACUAUGCAUGUAUAUAGCUUAACUUUGACUCCUCUGUCGCUCAAAACUAGCUUUCUGUUACUCGAAACUCGUUUGUUCGUUUGUUAUCAACUGAAAUUCUACGGGUGCAAUAUGAAUUUAUACCAACUUAAGGACUCGAACAAUCAGGCAAACAGGCUUCAAGACCAGUUCCCAGUCGUAGGAGAUCCAAGUACAAAGUCAUAAUCACUGCAAUUGUUGGCUAGCUAAUUAGCCCAUCCUCCAUUACGUUCUUUGAACUACAUAUAUACCAAUAUAGCAAUAUGAAUAGGGUGAAUUUUAAUUGUACUUGUCAGACAGCCGAAAGUUAGGAAAUGCGGCAGCUUAAUGAAUUAAUCCCUCAAAAGGCUCGCCCAUCCACUUCUGUACCACUCUACAUGUAUGCUUAUGAUGGCUAAGCUCCUCCGAUUCCGAUUUUGCAAUAAUUAAUGUGUGCAAUUAGGAUUGAUUGCCCCGCCCCCACAAGGUCGGCGAAUAAAUCGAGUAGAAGAAUGGGGCUCUAAUGCGGGAAAAACUAAUAACAAUGGCGAGACGUCAGUUUAAUGGAUGAGUAGGAACAAGCCAUGGCAAAAUGUUGCUCAUUGUUUUCAAAAAACAAACAAAGCGAAAUGGAUGGUCCAAGGGAUGGUUAGGUGGGGAGGGAACAGAGAUGGGGGAAUUUCAAACAAAUGGCAAUUAUUAAUAUUGAAUAUGGUAGCGCAUAAGUGACAUACAUAGCUCAUAGAGUCCUCGUUGUGUCUGUAUCCGUGUAUCGGUGUAUUGGUGUGUAAGCAUGUCUAGUCUAAGUGUACAUGUAAAUGCAUUAUCCUUAAGCAUUAUCCUUAAGCUCCGAGCAAGAUGAUUAAACUCAAUUGAUUGCCAUGCAUACUAGGCUAAGCUGCAACUGCAAACGGCAAACGGCAAACCUAGAUUUAUAUAUUGAGUGUACUAUACUGUAACUACCAUAUACAAACUACGCAAGGAGAUUAAAAAGCGACAACUAAGACG
Molecule: messenger RNA, 5164 nt
Organism: Drosophila melanogaster (fruit fly)
Lineage: Eukaryota; Metazoa; Arthropoda; Insecta; Diptera; Drosophilidae
Gene: Dop1R2
Product: dopamine 1-like receptor 2
Exons: 6
Coding region: 904-2523 (539 amino acids)
Biological process (GO): G protein-coupled receptor signaling pathway; signal transduction; synaptic transmission, dopaminergic
Cellular component (GO): membrane; plasma membrane
Molecular function (GO): G protein-coupled receptor activity; adrenergic receptor activity; signaling receptor activity
Source: RefSeq, marked reviewed